Rhodofomes roseus is the source of this 4252-nucleotide messenger RNA. RefSeq names its product P-loop containing nucleoside triphosphate hydrolase protein. The transcript has 10 exons. Gene Ontology annotation, molecular function: four-way junction DNA binding; four-way junction helicase activity; 3'-5' DNA helicase activity. Gene Ontology annotation, biological process: double-strand break repair via synthesis-dependent strand annealing; replication fork reversal; interstrand cross-link repair. Lineage: Eukaryota; Fungi; Basidiomycota; Agaricomycetes; Polyporales; Fomitopsidaceae. The record is from RefSeq and is a predicted model, not a curated record. The coding region runs from base 70 to 4089 and encodes 1339 amino acids.
CUCAGCCCAGGUCGCCCACCGUACUGUCCCAUUUCUCUGCGUUGUCUACGCGCUCGUACUCUUGCGGCGAUGAGCUCUGACGAUGCCUACUUCGAUGACGAACUCGAUUCCGCUUUUCUCAAUGAAAUCGAUGCCAUAGAGGCCGCUCACGCGUCUCCUCCGAAGCCAGCCAAACCCGCGGCGCAUCUGAGUUCCUCACGGGGGCCACCAUCUCCUGCGCGCGAAGUCAUUGACGUUGAGGAUUCCGAUCCGUUUGACGCCUUUGACUUCGAUGUCGCUGUGCUCCAAGAUAUCCAGGAAGGUCGGGCGCGAGAACCGGAGGCGGGGCCCAGCAGGGCACCUAUGCAACGGAUAUCAUCGAAGAACACUAUUCAGACGACUUUACUGGGAGGUAUAGUACAGGAGUCGACGAACUCCAAACCCAAGUCGUCCACGAAGGCACCAAUGCAACGGACUCACAGUGCUCGUGCUACUCUCGCCGAGAGGAAGACCAGAAGGUGGGAUCACACCGCAUUUGCGAAGUCAGGUUGGAGACAGUCGGCGGAAGAUAAGGCAAGGAAGAAGGGCAAAGGCAAAGCAUCUUUCAAUGAUGCGGAGGAGGAAGAACCUGUAGAGUUCGAACAAUUCCCAGCACCAUAUGUACCUGUUGGACCACCCCGGCCAAAUAAGUUGAAGCCAGAUCUCCUAGCCGCCAGGCACUGGAUCUAUCCUCUCAACAACCCGAAACGUGACUAUCAAUUCAACAUCGCGAGACAUUGUCUGUUCGAGAACACGUUAGUGGCGCUACCGACGGGUUUAGGAAAGACCUUCAUUGCUGGGGUUGUGAUGUUGAAUUUCUACCAUUGGUUCCCAGAUGGCAAAGUCGUCUUUCUUGCACCGACGAAGCCUCUCGUCGCUCAACAGAUAGACGCUAGCCAUAGGGUUUGCGGCAUACCAGGUAGUCAUGCUGCAGAGCUCACAGGGGAGACAUCACGAGCGAAGCGGGUGGAUGCUUUCGCUGAAAAGCGAGUGUUCUACAUGACGCCGCAAACGCUCAUGAGCGACUUGACAUCCGAGACGUGCGACCCGUCAGACAUCAUACUCAUUGUCAUUGAUGAAGCGCAUAAAGGGUCGGGCGACUACGCCUACGCACAAGUCAUGCGGUACAUGAUGGCCAAGAAUCCUCACUUCCGCGUCCUCGCCCUCACAGCUACGCCUGGCAGUAAACCGGAGGCUGUACAAGAGAUCGUCAAUUGCUUGCACAUCAGCCAUAUCGAAAUCCGAGACGAGGAGAGUCUAGAUAUCCGCAGCUACAUCCACAAGAAAGAGGUUGUCAAGCAUGUGAUUACGAUGAGUGAAGAUAUCAACAAGCUCCGUGAACUAUUGUGCAAGAUAAUGCAGCCGUUGAUCAAGUUGGUUCAGAGCAACGGUGCCAUGUACGGGUCUACCGAUCCGGUCAUGCUGCACUUUUUCAGAUGUCAGUCCGCUGUGGGUGAGCUUCGUAUGCGGAAAGCUCCCGCCUGGGUCACGGCUGCCGCCAGCAAGUUGCAGCCGCUGGCACGAGCUAUUGGGUACUUGUACGAAGCUAGCACUAGCAUGUGCUACAACGUACUGAAUGGAGUCCUGUCCGGGCACGAUAACGAAACAGGCAAACAGGCGGCAAGUAAGAACACUCAGAGCGGCUUACAGAAAGACCCCAACUUUCAAGCUCUCAUCCGAGAAAUCGAGGCUCAGAGGAACCGCGGCUUCGCCUUGCACCCCAAAAUGGAGAAGCUACACGCUCUGCUCGUGCAGCAUUUUGCGGGCCACAUAGGCGACCGGGAAGACGCGAACAGCCGUGACGGAGAGGAAGGCGCAGGUGACGCGGAAGAGUCGCGCGUCAUGGUCUUCGCCUCCUUCAGAGAGUGUGUAGACGAACUGGUGGAAAUACUCAACAAAGAGUCUCCACUGAUUCGAGCGGCGCGCUUCAUUGGCCAAGCGGCCGACAAGAACGGCCGGUCUGGGCUUGCGCAGCGGGAACAACUAGAGGUCAUCAAGAAGUUUAAAGCCGGAGAGUUUAACGUUCUGGUAUCCACGUCUAUCGGGGAGGAAGGUCUGGACAUCGGCGAAGUCGAUAUGAUUGUUUGCUACGAUUCCCAGAAAACCCCAAUUCGCAUGUUACAACGAGCUGGCCGGACUGGUCGUAAGCGGGCCGGCGUUGUGCACGUUCUGAUCGCGGAGGGCCGUGAAGACAGAAACUGGGAAAGGGCGAAGGGCAAGUACAAGGACGUCCAGGACUACAUCGUCAAAGCCGACGAGCUCGAACUCUAUGCGGACGUCGAGCGACUCCUACCCGACCACGUCAAGCCCGUGUGCGUCGAGAGGGUCAUGGAAAUCGAGGAAUACGUGCGUGAGGAGAAGACCUCAAGGAAAGGCUCCCGCGCAGAUGGUGGUGGCUCUCCGAAGGGGAAGAAGCGAAGGCGGAGCGAUGAUCCAUUGCACAACGUUCCUGCAGGGGCGAGCAACGGUUUCGUAAACGUGAAGGACCUGCUCGUCAAGGGCGCCAAGGGCAGGAAGAAGCGCAAAGUCGACGUUGAUCCCGAGAAGUACACGGGAGAGGAUGACGAUGACGAUCUGGAGAUCGAGGCGGGCGUUUUUGCGCCUCGAAGGGCGGCCUCGACCUCUGCGGUAUCUCGAGCGAACAACACAAGGAAGUUACGUCGGGUGAAGACUGUUGCUUCCACAGAUAGCGCGGAGAAGCCCAAGAAGAGAAAGAAAGCUGUCCAUCCCCCCGAGCUCACAGAGAGCCAAAUAGCACGAAUGGCUGCUGACGAUUCUGAUGACGCCGAUAUCGAGCGCGGACUCGCUUCUUCAUCCACUACACUAUGUUCAGCUAACGAGACGCUACGGUCUACAUCACGCCGGGCCCGCGACACAUCGCCCGUGGUACUCGCGGACCGCAGUAUCAUUGACCUCACCACUCCUAGUCAGCCGACUCGUACGAUGUCGCCAGCGAUCUCUCUGAGUUCUUCCCCUGAUCGACCAUUGGUAAGGCUGGGCAAGAAAGCUGGCGGACGACGAUGUGGAACUACUCCGUCACCCGACCCUUCCCCUUCCACAUCAUCCCCCGAGCGACCUCUCAAGUCGAGAAGCACGAGUACGUUGAGUAGGACACGGCAACCACACCAGUCUGCUAGCCCUCCUGCCCUAACGGUCAACCAUUCGUCAGGAUCUCCGGCCUUGGAUGUCGCUCCCAAGGAUGGUGACAUGGCUUGGUUGAUCGAUGACGACGAGGACCCGGAUAUACAAGUCGUCAAAUCCUCGCCUGUCCUCCAUCGCAAUUUGUCGCCGGUGAUCUCGUCCGACGACGAGCUGGAUCUGUUCCGGGAGCGGUUCAAUUCACCUUCACCUGCGAACGGCAAAGACGCCAGUCUGGCAUCUGUUAAUCCUGUCAGCGGGACCGUGACUAAACAGAGAGAGCUCAUGCCGCCUCCCGCCUUGCCCGCCCGAUUAACGAGGCCACACGAGGCUGAACCGAUGCCCGAACCCACCUUCGCCGUUCGCGCUCCUGGCGUACAAAACAGGAGACAGGCCGUGAUCGACCUCAGUGACUCAUCACCUCUUGCGAUGCCUCCGCCAUCUCAGCGCCGUCUACGUCGGCAACGAAGUUCGCCUUCUCCGCCUUCUCCACCUUCUCCGGCGCCCCAUAGACCGAAGAAGCGGAAAUUCAAGGACAUAGUCGAAGCUCAGAAGGCUAACCCGUGGAUGGACGUAGAGGCGACGCAUUCUGGUGAUGAGCGCAGCGUCGGGUCGUCUGACGUGGAGAACGAGGAUGGGUACGAACCAUCCUUCGUGCAGGAUGCGCUAGAGACACAGGUCUCUCCCUCGUACGAUCAGUCUGCUGUGUACCGGCGAAGCCUUCUCACACAGGCUCCCGGAGGCAGCAGAGCCGCACCAGUCUUCGCGAACCGACCUACGGCGCGCGGUUGGGGCGCAUAUGGGGGAGCAAGUGCGUCGCGAGUCGUUUCCAACUCCUCCAGAUACGAAUCCGAGGACGACGAAUACGAGUUUGGCAGUUUCGUCGUCGAUGACGAUGAAGACCUGGCAACACAUUCAUCUAGCGAGCCUUGAGCUUGAGGCCUUGAGGUGGCCCGUCACUUCCGACUGCUUCCACUGGAUCGUGCGUAUUGUUAUAUGUAGUACUUAUGUAACCGUAGUUGUGACAUUUACACGAGCGUGUUGGGGGACCGAGUAUACAAAUGAAAUGAGCAGAAUAUUGGAAUGCUACCAUAAA